AUGUCUUGGAUGAUCGGUUUUGGCCAAUUCCUUCUCCUCUGCCUGACGGUCUUUGGUUUCAAAUCUUUACUUCUCUUUUCUGUUGCGAACGGCUUUGUCGCACAUACUCAGCUGCCUCACAAGACCGGAGAAUUUCUUGCUCCAUUGUCCCGUUCAUCCUCUACUACUAAUAAUGGACUCGAGUAUCAAAAUGUGCCACUUAAUCCCUGGCUUUUGGGCAUCUCAGAACGAAUGGAUCGACAGAACAUAGACUUUUUGAUUUUUAUGUGGCCUUUUGUCGAUGGUACAAGGCCCGAUGCAGCACUAGUGCUUUUGAAUUUUGCAGGGGCAGCUGGGGCAGCAUGGAUGUUAGUUGUUAUAGAGAGUGUGAGAAAUAUCCAUCGAGAAAGAAGGGUUCUUUACUAUAUCUUCCCUUGGGGAUAUCUCGUUUUCCACUACUCCCACGCGAUGGUUACUCCGCUAUAUUCCAUAUGGAACCUGUUUUGGUCACCGUUACAAACCAAUCUGAAUAAAAGCCGCCCCCGAGACUAUGUGAUAAACCGUGUUGAUACCAUUGCUCUGAUCUCCAGUCAAGCGCUAGCAUAUAUCGUGCCACUCGCUCUCUUUGCUGCACCUGUGCCACAAGUUUUAAGCGUUUUUCGGAAGCAAACAGUUGUGGCAUGGUACCAACCAUGGAGUGUGUGGAUCGCUGUCACGCAUUUUAUAGUCACUGUUUUUGUUCGACGCUGGACACAACAGUCUAAGAGUGGAACAGUGGAUAUCUACAAAGAAAGCCGAUCAAAUCACCGCACCAUUUACGGAUUCGCAUUUGGGUUAACUGCAACUCCGCAUAUUAUAGUCCUCUCCAUAAGUCUUACAGCGCUUCUCUACCCGGGUUUAUAUUCACCUCGAUUCGCCGGCCUGCUCCACCCUCAAAAUGUGUUUAUACCUCCCUCUCCGUGGUCUGAGAUUAAGGCUCCACACCUUGUUGAAGGGUGUAAAUGGCUUCUUCAAUGGGAUUAUAUCAUCGGGUCAACAGCUGUGCUCGUGUGGGUGUUGACUCAAUAUAUCUCUCUACAGCUGUCACAGACCCAUGACAAAAGAUGUUCGUGGAACUGUCUAUUAUGGAAGAUAGUCAUCUGGACCGUCCUCACUGGGCCAACCGCAGCUGCUAUUCAGUUGUUGUGGAAGAGAGAUGAGAUCAUUUUUGAUGCCGCCAUUGAAGAGGCUAUUAUAACAACCAUCAAGAAACAGCCGUGA
Molecule: messenger RNA, 1239 nt
Organism: Talaromyces proteolyticus
Lineage: Eukaryota; Fungi; Ascomycota; Eurotiomycetes; Eurotiales; Trichocomaceae
Exons: 2
Coding region: 1-1239 (412 amino acids)
Source: RefSeq, a predicted model, not a curated record